Linum trigynum is the source of this 2177-nucleotide messenger RNA. Lineage: Eukaryota; Viridiplantae; Streptophyta; Magnoliopsida; Malpighiales; Linaceae. The record is from the annotation of a GenBank genome assembly.
UACACAACCAAACUACUGAAAAUGCAUCAGCAACAGACUCACAAAUAUAAUAGAUAAACGGCUGUGCUGCUUCAGAUUCAACAAGCCACCAUAUCAAAAUACAGAUGAGCGAAACCUACUUAUGAACCAGCCACAAAGCUAAAACACAGGGCCAUUGCAUGCGACAACAAAAAUGAAACCUAAAACCUAUCUAUAUUCAUGAAGAGCGCGAGAGAUAACCUUAUAGCCAGAACGGACAAAAACGAGAGGAUGGAAGAGAUCGGGUGCUGCCGGAUCUCCAUCAGCCUUGAUUUUGAUGUUUCGACAUCAUCGACGUCGUCUUCGAUGCUGCCGGAUGAUAAAUCCACCGCCGUCGGUGCUAAAUCUGGAAAGGGUUUGUGGUGUUUGAUCAGGGUUUUGGUCGGCGCCUGUCGUUGAAGUUCUGCCAAUCGGAAUCGGCAGCGGCAGUGGUGGAGGUGGCGGGGCGCAGCCGAUGAAGAAGAGCAGGGAAGCAAGUCUCAUUUUCUAAAAUAAAAGAAAUUAGGUUUUUUAUUUUUUAUUUUUGAAUGAAUGUAAUAAUGAGGUGGAAAAUAUAAAUUUUUAUUUUUUUAUUUUUAAUAAUUUUUUAGUUGCCACGUCACUAAGUUAACGGUCAACUUUUAUAGUUGACUGCCACAUCAGCAAAAGUUAACGGAGUUGGACGGAGAGUGACCAACCAUGAACGGUUUCAGUAAACUGAAGUACCACCAAUGGAUUUAAAUAUUUCGAGUGACCAAACUUGAACGUUUUUUGUAAUCUCAGUGACCAACCAUGCAAUUAACCCUAUAAGUUUAGGUUGUACCAUAAAGCAAUUUGUAUCAUUAUGUUAUGGUACAACUUUACAACUUGAAGUUGUAUCAUCACAUAAAAUUACAAGUUCAAGUUGUACCAUAAAAGAAUUUGUACAAAAAGUAUAGGUACAAUAUGAAGUUGUACCAUAACGUAAAUGUAUAAUUUUAAAUUGUACCAUAAAAGCAAAACCCUAUAGCACCGAUACUAUAUAGCAUUGUAAAAUUUCUCAUCUGUUCUAAUCAUAGUUGUCAAACGGCAGUGGCCGAUGCAGGGUGGCCACCCCAGGCUACGACGACCCAGCCUUUCUCUGGGUUCGGAGCUAGUAUAGCCCUUAUGAGUUUAUCGAUUUUAGUCAUUCGGUCAAGUGUUAUUUUAUAAUAAGAUUGUGUGUAAUUGAGAAAAUGGGUUAGAUAAACAUAUUCAAAUAACAACUCUAAAUUUAUCCUAAAAAUUCUAGCUCCAAUGAUUCUCUUCUAAAGAAAAACAAACAAUGUAACCUAAAAGUCUAAAACGUUUUGCUUCAUGGAUUUGGAAAAUGAAGGUUUUGGUAAAACUUGGGUUUUGUAAAACAAUGGAUAUAUGAAGGUUUUGGGUUCAUUAUGGACUUGUAAAAUACCAUUGUUUGUUUCAUUGAUUUCAUGAUGGAUUUGGUUAAUUAGAUUUGUGUGCAAGAAGUGAAAAUGACCUACAUUACCCUCAUUGGUAUGAGAUGAGAAAGAUAAAAUGAAGGGUAGUUUGGUCAUAAAUAAUGAACUUUAAAGUCCAUGAUCAAGUCUCACCUUAAGAGAUGGAAUUUUCAAGUCCGUGGGACCCUUACACUUUGUUUUUUUAGGGGGGAAAGCUGAGGAAAGGAAAAUAGUGGAGGGAAAGUUAGAUUAUCGAUGCACUUUCCCCUGUUCUAGAAGGGAGGAAAAGAAACAGGAGGGAAAACUGCAAAAGAAAAUGUACUGUAGAACUAGUGACUCCAAUUUGGAAGGAAAAGGACGGAAAACACCAAAGCCCUUUAAUUGUGUUAACAUUUUGAUUUUUUAUAAUAAAUUUACUGAGGCGGAAGGAGUAAGAAAGUCUCACUUUACUGGGUUUGAUUUUAUUUAUUAUAAUUUAUGUUUUAUUCCAAAUUGUCUCUGGUGGGUUGAACUAAUUUUUGUCACGUAUUAGAAGUUGAACCAGAAACAUCCAUGAUAGGAUAUUUUAUGUUGAAAAUAUGGUUUAAUUGUAAUUUAAAUAUUUUAUAUCAUUAAAUAUUGCUUAUCGAUUAAGUCACUUGUAAGAGAUUCUUCUGGUUAUAAGUAAUAGAUGUCAAUCUUGUACAUGAGAGGUAAUCCAAUUUUUAUGAGAAAAUUUUUAAAUAAGAUUAAAAUUAAUGG